Molecule: messenger RNA, 753 nt
Organism: Canis lupus familiaris (dog)
Lineage: Eukaryota; Metazoa; Chordata; Mammalia; Carnivora; Canidae
Product: TATA box-binding protein-associated factor RNA polymerase I subunit D-like
Exons: 2
Coding region: 1-642 (213 amino acids)
Biological process (GO): regulation of DNA-templated transcription
Cellular component (GO): nucleus; RNA polymerase transcription factor SL1 complex; nucleoplasm
Source: RefSeq, a predicted model, not a curated record
AUGAAUCAUUCUUAUCAAAAUAACAACCUGGAACAAACAGUCUAUGAGGAAAAGAAACGUAAAAAGAGGAAAUAUAAGCUAAAAGAAAGACCAAGGGGAAGACUAGAAGGAAGAAAAACCACUAGACGCUCCCAAAUAAAUAAGAAACAAGUUAAAGACAAAGGAUCUGGGUUCCCAUUUUUAGAAUCUGAGAAUGUACAAAAGCCAUUACCAUGGAGAAAGAUUUUAACCUUUGAGCAAGCGGUGGCAAGAGGAUUUUUCAACUACCUUGAAAAAUUGAAGUAUGAAUACUAUCUCAAGGAAUCCUUGAAACAAAUGAAUGUUGGUGAAGAUUUAGAAAGGGAAGAUUUUGACAGUCGUAGAUACAAAUACUUGGAUGAUGAUGGAUCUCUCUCUCCUAUCGAAGAGUCAGAAACAGUGGAAGAGGCUGCAACAACUCUUGAACAUGAUGAUGGAUGUGAUAUCAAAUUGGUGGACAAUAAUGAUUUCAUAGUAAGUUCUGAAAUACCAAAGAAAAUGAAUCUGUAUUUAGGACAAGAGAAAUAUACUGAAGCAGCUGCUUCGUCUAAAAAGAGAGCAUCAAAAUCCAAAAACAUGGGACAGAGGAUAGAAUGGUCUGAAAAGGAAGAGAUAGGAAUAUGAAUAUUAAGGCUUUUCACUUGAAAACAGUGUCUGGACUUAAAGGACAGUGACAGCUGUGGAUUGAACAAAAGUUUGUUUUAAAAGUGCUAUUUUGAAGAUCAUCACUCUGGC